AUGGCUCGAACCGCCCACGAUGCGACGAGUUUCUUCAAGAAUAUCGAUCGCACUUUCACGGCUCUUGACGACAAAUUGGAGAAAUCGGUGAAGGAACAUCUUCGCAAUGUUUACGGCACAUUGGCAAUGGGUCUCGGAGCUGCUGCUUUUGGAGCUGCUGUUCAUCUCUUCACUGACAUUUUACGUGCGAACUUCCUGCUAACUCUUGGAUCAAUUGGAUUGAUGUUUAUGUUGAUCUCGACUCCAGCAACUCUUGAGAAUCAGAUGAAACGUUUUGGAUACUUCUUUGGUUUCUGCUUUAUCUCUGGAGUCUCGACCGGACCACUUCUCGAGCAAGUGAUUCGCAUCAAUCCUUCCAUUAUCUUCACGGCACUUAUGGCAACGGUGUUUGUCUUUGGCGCUUUCACUCUGGCUGCUCUUCAUGCCCCAUCAACCAAGUACCUCUAUCUUGGAGGAACAUUGGCCUCCGCCUCUUUGGGUCUUCUCUGCUUGGCUCUCUUCUCCAACUUCUACAAUGUGAUCCUCUGGGGAGGACUUGCCGUGUCUUGCGGUUUCAUCCUCUACGAUACCCAAUUGAUUGUCGAGAAAAAUCGCCGUGGCGACCAAGAUUUUAUCUGGCAUGCAGUGGAAUUGUUCAUCGAUUUCGCUCAAGUCUUCCGUUAUCUUCUUGUGUUGUUGUCCCAAAAGGAGAAACGAGAUGAGCGUCGUCGUCGUGAU
Mesorhabditis belari is the source of this 717-nucleotide messenger RNA. The record is from the annotation of a GenBank genome assembly. Lineage: Eukaryota; Metazoa; Nematoda; Chromadorea; Rhabditida; Rhabditidae.